AUGGAGGUAGAAGAUGGAGAAUGGUCGAAGCUUAGCAUAUACAAAGCAGCAAGAACCAUUAAGAAAAGAGACAACAGUUUAUACAACGCACUUAGAUCUAUCUACCAAGACUCAGUUUUCGUCUCUGAAAUUUCUCAAUUAUGGCCUCAACUUCCUCUUCUCGCAAAUCUCCGUUGUGGUUUAUGGUACUCUUCGAAUUUUCAUUCAACGUGUUACUUCAAAUCCACCGAUGGUCACACCAACAACUGUUCUUUCUCAACUUCUCGUCUCAAUCUCCAUGUCGCUCAACUUGCAGCGCAGAAAGGUGGUUGCAUGGUUGUUGAUUCUACUAGAAGAGGAAAACGUUUCCCUGAUAGCAUGUCAAAAACUAUACCUAUUUGGACUUGUGUUCUUAAUCGUGCUAUUUCUCAAUUUAGAACAGAUUCUAAUAUUCAUGAGAAUGAUGCUGCAUUGCCACAAGAGGAUUGUAAUGGAUGUGGUGAGAUUGCAAGAGAUUGGGAUUGCUCUUUGCACCUUCCUCUUUGGGUUCCACAAACCGAAAAGGCUUCCAUUGAGGAGCACUUAGAGGAAUGGACGAAACAACUGAAAGCAAGUGGAGCUGACAUUGCUUCUCUUGCUGUUUCGGUGAAGAAACCGUUACGUCCGCUUUGGAUUUCUCAGAGAACUGUGAUCUGGUUAAAUGAAGUUCCUCAUCAUGAUUCUUGGGAUUUCACUCCCAUCAUACUUGUUUCAGCGUCUUCUUCGUCGAACGGAGUAAGCCAACACAAUAGGACUACUUCCGAGUUUAGCUGGAAUUAUAUACCUGGUGCCGGAGACGACGAAGAAAGUUGGUCUAGGGGUUUAACUCCGCCUCUCUUUUGGAAUCAUGUUUAUGAUCUUAUAAAUUCAGGUCCGGAAAUGUGCAACCAGAAGGUUGCUGAUAUAGUUGAAAAGAGUAGAGUGCGGCGUGCUUAUAGAGGAGAGAAUGCUCCUCAGAUUAGAGUUAAAUCACUUUCACAUGAAGAACCGUCACUGGCUUCUGAUAUUUCAAAUAUUGAAGUUGACGCGAACGAGUCUUGUGAUGAUUUUGAAGUUUCUUGGUUGGGUUCAACUAAUCUGGCAGUUGGUGCAUCUCAAUUCGCUAUAGAUGCAGCUGAUGUUGAUUGUAUAUUGAACUGUGAUAGUGAGUCCAUAUCGGUUUCUCUUCCCAGUACUGAUGCGUAUCUACAUCUUCCGAUGGUGAGUUCAAAGUUUGAUCGAUUUUCCAUAUUCAACAAUCUUUCUAAAGCCGUGAGCUUCGCAAAGUUCAACCUUAGCCAAGGAAAACGACUUCUCGUUUGUUGUAAUAAUGGGGAAGAUAUUAGUGUAUGUGUUUGUUUAGCAAUUUUGAUGUCAUUAUUUGAUGAAAAAGGUACUUUUGACGAUGGGGAAUCCUUCAAUAUAAUACAUGUUUCUAAAUGGGAUAUGAGGCGACGACUUGUAUUUGUCUGUAAAUUUGCAACAAAUGCUCGACCGUCCAGAGGAAAUUUGAGGCAAGUUUUUAACUUUCUUAUGGGUGGAAAAUGCAUUCUUCAACCUCAGGAGGACGAUGGGAGUGAUGAGUGA
Lathyrus sativus (Indian pea) is the source of this 1584-nucleotide messenger RNA. Lineage: Eukaryota; Viridiplantae; Streptophyta; Magnoliopsida; Fabales; Fabaceae. The record is from the annotation of a GenBank genome assembly.